Molecule: messenger RNA, 1116 nt
Organism: Filobasidium floriforme
Lineage: Eukaryota; Fungi; Basidiomycota; Tremellomycetes; Filobasidiales; Filobasidiaceae
Exons: 11
Molecular function (GO): phosphatidylinositol binding
Source: RefSeq, a predicted model, not a curated record
AUGUCCAACCUACCGCCUCCACCUACCCCUCCUCGUCACGCCGCACGCCGCCCCGAUACAAAGUCCACCUCUGUCUACACCGACAAGACCCCGGUACCUACAGGGGAGAAACCGAGCUGGAAAGAUGGAUUCAAGGCCAAGAGCAAGGUUUGGGGAUCGGUCGCGCUGGAAAAGGGAAUCAAGAUCAGUGAUCAGCUCGGAGCCAAGGUGAACAAUUAUGCCGAAAAGACGGGCAACGAGAGGUUCUGGCCAACAACUGGAGACUUCCCCCAAGAGAUCGAGAAAUGCGCACGGAUCUUGAAGGCGUUCACGGUUGAGGGGAUCCCUACCGAGGUUGUACCGGAGAUCGAAGAUAAGAACCAGGAUCAAGGAGAUGGGACAACCAAGAAGAAGGCAAAGAAACCCGUCAAGCUGCUCCGGAAGAUCCCCCCGAAGGUUCUCAGCGAAGCGGUCGGAUUGGCGAUCUUUACGAACUUUAGAACCGCCAUCGCACCUUUCGGAGGUAGCGGAGGAGCCGGAAUCGUCAUCGCCCGAUUACCCGACGGCUCUUGGUCCCCCCCAAGUUCUAUCAGUCCGAACAACUACGCAGCCGGGUUAGUCUACGGGGUCGACAUCUUUGACGCUGUCGUGGUCAUCAGGACUCAAAAAGCGAUGGAGACGUUCUACGGACAUAAAGCCACCCUAGGUGCUGAUAUCGGGGUUGUCGCCGGUCCCUUCGGAGCUGGAGCGGUUGUCGAGAGCGGGAAAGAAAGGGCUCCGGUUUUCAGUUACGUGAAGAGUAGGGGUCUUUAUGCCGGGAUCAGCAUUCUCGGCCAGGUCUUUGUCGAACGUUACGAUGAGAACGGUGCACUAUAUCACUGGCCAGGCGUCAAGGCUCAGGACAUCUUGACGGGUAAGGUCCGCAUGCCGCGUGAAGCGGCCAAUCUCAUGGAAGUGCUCAAAGACGCCGAAUCGGGCAAAGCGCAACAACAGAACGGGGACGGACUGGAGUACGUUGAGCCGAGUAGUAUCGAUCAGCUGGACUUGAAUGAAGGGGAGGUUUUGAAGUUGCCGCCGACUCCGGAUAUGGUCGAUCCGGAUUGGGGCAACGAGGAUCCCGAUGCCACCAAGGUCAAG